AUUUUUUGACAUUGACAGAUAUGCAUGCAGCAGAUAUCGUUUGGCGGGGAUCAGCUGUAUUGAAUUUGAAAUAAUUUUGUAAACAAAUAAUCAUGAAAUUACAAUGCCAAAUCGAAGUUAUCAACAGACUGUACAGCGCCUUAAACAUAAGAUCAAGCGGAAAAUAUUUAAAAUCAACUAUCGCAAUAGGAAAAGAACCUAAAUGUGAAACUGAAUAUUUCAUCUUACUUUUCUCUACUACCAAUAAAACUGGAACAAAAUAUCGUGUAAAGAGUAUCAAACAAGUGUUUGUUAAGUGUAUAAACGAAGGCAAAGCAACUAUACGCUUUGAAGAGCCGCCGCAUGACUUGUGUUUGAAGAGUGAACCUAUACAAUUGAAAUGUUUUAUGAGGUUGUUAAAAUCGUGCCUGACUGGAGACACGAAGAACGUUCAACUGGCGCCUUUAUCAAGUUUAAGUGUAACUCAUAAGGAUACAGCUCCCACGAAGCUGGUAAUACGGGAUCGGAGUGAAUUCCCUAUUAAGGGAUUGCCAAGAACAUUAGAAUCUCUGUACAUUAAUGGAUUGAACUUGUGCAACUUUAGAAGAGACAUCCUUCUGUUGAAACAGCUUGUUGUACUUGAUCUCAGUAAUAAUGCCAUAGAGAAAAUUCCUCCAGAGUUUGGAAGAAUGCCGAAUUUAUGUGAAUUGUUUCUGUCUAACAAUCAACUGGGGGUAAAAGGAGAAGUGGACUGGAGAUGGUUGAUGGGACCCCAGAUCACAAACAAGCUGAAACUAUUAGAUAUAAGUGGAAAUAAAUUAGGACAUUUACCAAAGUCAAUAUGGAAGCUACAAAAACUAGUUACUUUGAAAUUGGAUAAUAAUAUGCUGGAUAAACUCCCAACAACACUGGGUCGAAUAAGUAGUUUAAGGUAUCUUACAAUGACCCAGAAUGAACUAACAUCCCUACCAUGCGGUUUACUGCAGUGCCGUUUGGAAUACAUAGACCUUUCAGAAAAUAAACUUGAUGUCAAUGAAACACCACCUGAACCCAGUAAACACACUCCUUGGGACUUUUAUAUUGGCAGCUUAGUAGAUUUAGCUUCAAAAGCAGUACUAAGAAAUAAAAUCUACUAUGCAGCUAAUAUUAUACCAUGGACAUUAGUGGAGUUUCUUGAUAACGCCAACAUGUGUAUCUGUGGUGCACCAGUUGUGAAUAACUUAUUUUACAUGAAUAAGGAAUUUCAAUUAAAAGACUAUUUCCGAGUUGUUGUCUUCAAUAGUAAUAGAAAAAGUACAGUUACAUUCCAAUGCUAUUUCUGUUCACCUAAAUGUUUUAAUAGAUGAUGUUGUAUUGUAAUGAAGAAAAUAAUUUAAUGAUUUGAAUAAAAUAUUUAUUGAUA
This is a messenger RNA of Helicoverpa armigera (cotton bollworm), 1381 nucleotides long. It is a transcript of the gene Lrr47, whose product is annotated as leucine-rich repeat protein 1. Gene Ontology annotation, molecular function: protein binding. The coding region runs from base 93 to 1325 and encodes 410 amino acids. The transcript has 4 exons. The record is from RefSeq and is a predicted model, not a curated record. NCBI's taxonomy places the organism in Eukaryota, Metazoa, Arthropoda, Insecta, Lepidoptera, Noctuidae.